AUGUCUCGCAUAACCGAUUUCGUUGAUGAUAUUGAUGAUUCCAAAGAAACAUUGCGUCUGGCUGUUUGUAUCAAUGACCUAUGGAGCGUCGUUAAUAGCAAAGGUGUCAAACACCUUGAGAUGGUGGUGAUGGAUUCAAAGGUUAAUUGUGAUCGGAUACAAGUGUUGGUUCGCCGUGACCAUACCUCUAAAUGGAAGCAGUUGUUGAAAGAGGAUAUAACUUGCAUCAUAAAUAAUGGAAAUGUUUAUGAUAAUGAUUUUCAAUGGAAGCUGUGUGACCAUCCUAAAAAAUUUGUUUUCUUUAGCGGUACAACUGUUAAACCAAUUGAGCUUAACAAUAUCCCUUCUAACAGAUAUUUCUUCAAAGAUUUUUCUGAUAUCCUCAAAGGAGAAUGUAAAAUGGACAGACUUCAAGGUGUGGUUCAUGAGAUCGAAAACUGCCAAUCCAAGGCUGGAGGAAAAAAGAUAGUGAUUUCUUUUAAACUGAAAGAUUUGGGGUUGUCUGACUCUCAGAAUAAUGAAAAACCAUCGCAAUCCACACAGACGAUAUCUACUUGGUCUGGGUCAACCCAAUACACAUCAAUUGAUAAGUUUGUUUAUAAUGUCAAAUGUAUGUUGUUAACGGAUUUGUCCAAGUUAAAACAGGAGAUUAUUUGUGUUACUGGGGCUACUACUUUAAAAUUUGUUGUUCCUAAAAAUGGAUGGUUCUACUAUGGAUGCACCGACUUCACUUUGAAGGCUCCGAAUCCAGAAAAUCCGUAUAAAUAUGGAUGUGGCGAAAAUGUUAUGAAACCUAUACCAAGGUAUAAGGUUGAGAUACAUGUAGUUGAUGGAGAUACCAAAAUCCGUUUUGUAUUUUGGGAUAGCGGUUGUUUUAAUAUCAUAGGAAAAACAACCGACGAUAUGCGCAAAUCCAUGAUAGAGGAUGGUGAAGAUGAUCCUAUGGUCUAUCCAGACGAACAUGAAACCCUGUUGAAAAAGAAGAUGGCUUUUAGAGUUAUGGUGCAGCCAACAUUCAAUCAAGGUUCGGUUCAGAAGCUUUUAACCGAUGAGUCCUCCAUUGAUCAGAUUCUACAGAACCACAUCAAAUACGAGGUAACCAGACUCGACAAACUAUUAUAA
Messenger RNA from Vicia villosa (hairy vetch), 1122 nucleotides. RefSeq lists its product as uncharacterized. NCBI's taxonomy places the organism in Eukaryota, Viridiplantae, Streptophyta, Magnoliopsida, Fabales, Fabaceae. The transcript has 7 exons. The record is from RefSeq and is a predicted model, not a curated record. The coding region runs from base 1 to 1122 and encodes 373 amino acids.